This is a messenger RNA of Gossypium arboreum, 516 nucleotides long. RefSeq lists its product as uncharacterized. The coding region runs from base 130 to 342 and encodes 70 amino acids. The record is from RefSeq and is a predicted model, not a curated record. The transcript has a single exon. NCBI's taxonomy places the organism in Eukaryota, Viridiplantae, Streptophyta, Magnoliopsida, Malvales, Malvaceae.
CGAUCUCCUUUACUAUCCCGUCUCAGCACCCUUCAUUUUCAUUUCUUUUUCCAGAACUUUUCUCGUCCUCUUUUUACUUUCCCCUUUCUUCUUCCUUUUCAAUAAACAAAAGAAGGAAAGAUCAAAUCAAUGGCAGAUUGGGGUCCUGUUUUAGUAGCGACGGUGCUGUUCGUAUUACUGUGUCCUGGUCUGUUGUUUCAGAUACCUGGUAAGAACAAGGUUGUCGAGUUCGGGAACAUGCAAACCAGUGGAGCUUCGGUUCUCGUUCACGCUAUUAUCUACUUUGGUCUUAUUACCAUCUUCUGUCUCGCCAUUGGUGUUCAUAUCUAUGCUUCCCAAUAAUCUUUAGCUGUUGCUUGCUGCACUUUUCACUUUCUCAUUAUUAAUGGGUUUCAUUUUCUAUUGAUUUUGCUUAAUCUGUUAUAAUUGAAGCUGUGUUUUAAUAGACUCUUUUAGGGAUUAAUUUAUGUAUUUUGGUCGAUCUGGGAAAUGCAUUUGAGUUUGAAAUUGUAUUGA